UUUCUUUAACCAAAAAAAAAGAACCCACCAGCCAAAGAAAAAAAGAAAAAAAGAAAAAAAGAAACAAAGAAAGACCUCUUCUUUCUUGACUCUACGCGACGCCCCGACCCCGACCUUCAUUUCUUAAACCCGCAGGGAUUUUCCCAAAGGAGAUGGGGGGUUCGGAUUUGCCUAUGCUGGGAACCAAACAAGACAAGAACACCCUUUUAUUUGCCUUGAAGGGAUCCUCGUCUAUAUAUACCACACACAUAUAAAGACAGCUCUAUCAGAUCAUAUAGAGCCAUGGAGUGCCCGGAGAAGAUGAGGAGUUAUAUGGAGGCGUUAGAAGAGGAGCAGCGCAAGAUCCAAGUCUUUCGACGCGAGCUGCCUCUGUGCUUGGACUUGGUAACAAAAGCUAUUGAAGCAUGCAAGCACCAGCUGUCCGAAACGGCGACAGUUACGACUACAACUAAUACUUCGACUGAGGGAAUGAAUGGCCAGGUAUCGGAGUGCUCGCAGCAGAAUUCGAUGAAGGGUCCUGUGCUGGAAGAAUUCAUCCCUAUCAAGAAGACUUCAUCUUUUGAUGAUCAUAUGGAACACGAUGAUGACGAUGUCGCCGAGCAACAUUCCAACAACUAUGGAUCAGACAACGACAAGAAGAAAUCCAACUGGCUUAAAUCAGUUCAGCUCUGGAAUCCCAACCCCGAAGCAACUCCUCGUGAGGAUUCUCCUCCUCCUCCUAAAAGGGGAUCAGUGUCGGAUGGAAAAACAACCGGCGCUUUUCUGCCUUUCCUGAACGGAGAAAAAUCCGCCGGGAAGAGCAGCCCAUCUUCAGGCAGGGCAGUGUCUCCUUUGCUUCCUGCCGCCGCCGCCUCCACGAGCUCCACGGCAGAGAGAGGAGGCGGUGAGGCCGGCAACAGGGAGGAGAAGCAAAAGGCGGGCACUCAGAGGAAGCAGAGGCGGUGUUGGUCGUCGGACUUGCACAGGCGGUUCUUGCACGCUCUCCAACAGCUGGGCGGACCACAUGUUGCAACGCCUAAGCAGAUAAGGGAGCUAAUGAAGGUCGAUGGUCUCACUAACGAUGAAGUCAAGAGCCAUUUACAGAAAUAUCGUCUCCACGCUAAGAACUCGCCACCACAGAACAGUGCAAAUGCACAACCGCCUCAGUUCGUCGUUGUCGGAGGGAUAUGGGUGCCAUCACCACAGCCACAGUAUGCAGCCGCAGCUGCGGCUGCCACAUCCCCAGGGCCUGCCCGUGGAACUUAUGCACCGGUGGCAGCAGCUAUAUCUAUUAGGGCUGCUCAGGCACAACAGAAGUAUCGUGGGUCGAGUUCUUCCAAGGAUCAAGAUGAAGCACGCGGGAGCUCAAAUUCCGCGAGCACAUCAUUCUCUGCUCGCACGGUUACUGUUUGCUGAAUUUUGUAGGGAAGAAAGGAGUGUAAAAGUUUUUGUAACUGACCCUUCAUAAUGAAAAUAUAAAAUAAGAGAGGAAUAAAAGAAACAAAGAAAACUUCAUUGGUGUGUAAUGGAGACAAUAGGAGGUUGGUCGAGAGAGGGAGGUUUUUAUGGUACUUUUCGUGACCUUCUUUAUCUGUUUUUCUCUUUAUAUUUUUCUUUUUUUGAAGUUAUAUUCCGAGAUUACCAUGUUCUUCUUUAUCCUUUCAGAAAAAAAUUGUCAUCUGUGAAAUAUUAAGCAUCAAUAAAAUCAAAAUAAAUAUCACAAUGAA
Messenger RNA from Punica granatum (pomegranate), 1706 nucleotides. The record is from RefSeq and is a predicted model, not a curated record. Lineage: Eukaryota; Viridiplantae; Streptophyta; Magnoliopsida; Myrtales; Lythraceae.